Messenger RNA from Aspergillus novofumigatus IBT 16806, 776 nucleotides. RefSeq lists its product as uncharacterized. The transcript has 3 exons. The coding region runs from base 152 to 364 and encodes 70 amino acids. Lineage: Eukaryota; Fungi; Ascomycota; Eurotiomycetes; Eurotiales; Aspergillaceae. The record is from RefSeq and is a predicted model, not a curated record.
GGUCGAUCUGCCUGCUCUGCACGUUUCUUGUGUCGGGAUUUCUACGGAUACAGAUGAUCGGUCGUAGAUCCUAACUUGGUUAUCUUAUUGUGACUACGACAAUCAAGUUCUUCCGAUCUACCUGCAGCAGCUUGCACCAUCACUGUCAAACAUGAGUCGCAACUUCGUCCCCGCAGCAUUAGCCAUCGGCGUGGGCAUAUUGACCGGCUACUAUACCUUCCAACCCGCACUACAAGAAUUACAAAUCGAGAAGCGCAAGCCUCUAUCGACAAGUGGACAGACAGAGCAAUCGGGUGAUAGUCAAAUGCAGCGUCAGACUCCCGCGUCAAGCUCGGAGACCAAGCCGUCGGACCAGCAGAGGUAGCGCUGAGCGAGAAGCCGGAUAAAGGCGGAAUUGAAGAUAGAAGGUUUCCGCAGGCGCAGGGACUUCGAACUGAACCCACGGGUGCUGAAACAUGUGGGAGCAACGUGGUGCAAGACAUCUCUGCCUGGAGAUAGAACGUCACAGCGCGUCGCUUUCGAGGGACCUAGCUGCGCCAUCGCGGGACCAGACAGCUACCUACAUGAUGGCGUAGAGCUCACCGUCAACUGGUGUCGACGGGUUUGCUUUCAAGCUUGGUUGCACAACCAAUCACCACGGAUGGCAGUCGCUAAUGCUUCCCAUCUGAGAAGUAUGCUUCGUUCAUCGACACAUGGACAGGUGAUCCACUGUGGUAUAACUAGUAUCUGCUGUGCUGUAUAAAGAUCAAACCAUAUGCAAACGUAUAUUAGCGCAU